AUGGCUUCUCUUUGGAGCUCUCUGGAGAAAGAUAUGUUCAACCAGCUGGAAACCAUUCGUGUCUGGAGGGCAGGGAAGAAGAAGAAGAUGUUCAUUCUUUCCAUUGUGGUGCACACCUUUUGGCCAAUGCAGCUGCUUCUGGUGAAGUUCAGAAUGGAGCAAGGAGAGCAGCACAAGAUAGGUGGCUGGUGGCCUUUAGAACAGCUGAAGCUGGUGGAUGGCAAAGCUCUCAGUCAGGUAGGCCUGGAGUUUGAGCUGCAUUUCAAUAAGGUCUACCAGUGGACAGCAGGCAGCUUUGAUGAGAAGCAAAGCUUUCUCAGAUGCUUGUGGAAGCUGAACCAGCACUUCCUCGCCAGCUCUGUCACCUUUGUCAACGUCUCCUCCUGUGCAGCAGAAGGGAGGCAAAGCCCCCAGCAAGAAAGGAAGGACACAGUGGAGGCUGAGAGUCAGGAGGAGCUCAGUGCCUACCAGGAGAUGACACCAAAGGAAGCUGCUGAUGUGUUGAAGCUGAUGGAGGAGUACAAGCCCCUUGUGAACAACUCUGUGGCCUUUGCAGAGCAGCUGAGCAAUGAUCUCCAGAUGCUGGAUGAGGCCAACCUUAGAGCCAUCAUCUCUUCUGAGAAGCAGGUGACACAGCUGAUGACCUUCAUUGACGAGGCCCUGGCAGAGGUGGCCAGAGUGGAGCAGACCUUGCAGGUCUGGGAUGAGUUGCUGGGAGGUGUGAAGCAGCAGAUGGACCAGAUCUGCCAAGAAAACUCCUUGCACCACUGCAUCAUUUCCAACAAGCAGAGGCUGAUGGAUGAGAUCCUCUUCCUCGUGACCCACCUGGACCUCAGCAGGGAGCACUGUGAUGUCCUCAGCCAGGCAGAUCUUUCCAGCCCCAGCAGAGUGGAAGCCUGCACUGCUGCAGCAGAGGCUUUGGCUGCCUGCAUGGACAUCCAGAUACAGCCUGGUUACAGGAAGCUUCAGGCUGUGGCCGAGCAGCUGAUCAUGUUUGAAACCCUCAAGCAGAACCUGGAAAAUGCUUUCAUCACUCACAUCACCAACAUCUUCAAGCUCCAGGGAAACCUUCAGGGGUCUCCUCCCAGCCAGCCCACUGACAAGCUGUGUGCACCAAGCCAUGGACUGCACCACCAGGAACUGCUGCCCUACACCCCACUCAUGGCCUGGCUGAGGAACACCAACCCAGCUCUGUUCUGGGAUCUCCCCAAGGUCUAUGCCCAGGACCUCAGCAGACUCUAUGACCAAGAAAUCAAAACUUUCUUUGAGCAUGCCCAGACCUUCUUGUUAGGAAGGAGAAAAGGAAGUCUUCAGGAAAGCUUGGAGAAGCUGAUGGGGAUCAGGCAGCAGUCUCACUGGAGUCUCCCUGGGAGCAGAGAAGACCAGAAAGACACAUCAACCAAAGGCAAUGUCAUCAAGCAGAUAUUGGGGCAGGUGCUGAGAGAGCUGCAAACCCUUUGCACUGCAGAGCAGCAGUUCAUUGAGAAGUUCUUCCAGCUAAGCCACAAUGCUGCAGACCUUCCGGUGCUGGAGGUAAGAAAAGAGAUCACAGCAUCUCCAGAGGACCCUCCUUGCCCUGAGCCUCAGAGCCAACUAGAAGAGGCUACCACGCAGGUGCUGAGUGAGGUCUUCAGUUGCCUGGAACCAGAGCUGAGAGGAUUUCUAGAUGCCUGCAAUAAGGUUCACCCAUUCAGCUGCUUGCAGGUCCUGGUUACCUUGAAUGAUUUCAUCUUUGAGAACUGGGGCUCUUCCUCAGCUUUCCACUGCUCCUUCCUCAACACCAUCCUGGGCAAUGUGCUGCUGGUGGCCAAGAGCAACUUCACAAGAUGCAUUGGGACCUUGUGCAAAGAGAUGGAGGAGGCAAAGAUGCCCAGCAGGACGAGAGGGGGGAUCCUGCCCUCCGUCAGCCGCUUCGAGGAGCUGGUGAACUUCUCCGAGGAGCUGUGCAGGGCAGCGCGGGGGAGGAGGGAGCUGGACAGAGCACACCUCAGGCUGGCCAGAAGUGUCUUCAGCAGCAUCAAUAGCUUGUCCUCAGCAAACCUGAAGGUGAGCACAGAUAUGGUCAUGAUGGAAAAUUUCCACCACAUUCACUGCUUCCUGUGCCAAAAGGAGAUCCCCUGCCUGGAGGACAUGAAGAGAGAAGCCAAGCAGAGGUAUAGUGAGCACAUGGAGAAAUACAUCAUCCAGAACCUGGGCCAGCCACUGGAGAAGCUCCAUCACGUCUUUGAAGGGGUGAAAGCUCGUGUUGCUCAGGGGGUGAAAGAAGAAGAGGUCAGCUUCCAGCUGGCCUACAGCAAGCAAGAGCUGAGGAAGGUCAUUGAGAAAUACCCUGGCAAGGAGGUGAAAAGAGCCCUUGAGACCCUCUACAGGACAAUGCACAAGUGUCUCUGCCCAGAGGAAAACCUUCUGCCGGUGGUGUGGCAUGCCAUGGAGCAGGAGCUCCUACGUCAGUACCAGCAGUUUGAGGAUCUGAUCCAAUGCUGCUAUGCAGGGUCAGGGAUCACCAUGGACUUCACCAGGGAGGACUUGCUGAGCUACUUCAACUCCAUCACUCUGUCCAACACGUAG
Messenger RNA from Indicator indicator, 2568 nucleotides. Its product is annotated as exocyst complex component 1-like. NCBI's taxonomy places the organism in Eukaryota, Metazoa, Chordata, Aves, Piciformes, Indicatoridae. Gene Ontology annotation, cellular component: exocyst; plasma membrane. The record is from RefSeq and is a predicted model, not a curated record. The transcript is spliced from 17 exons. Gene Ontology annotation, molecular function: phosphatidylinositol-4,5-bisphosphate binding. Gene Ontology annotation, biological process: exocytosis; Golgi to plasma membrane transport. The coding region runs from base 1 to 2568 and encodes 855 amino acids.